Messenger RNA from Varanus komodoensis (Komodo dragon), 594 nucleotides. Its product is annotated as deubiquitinase DESI2-like. The transcript is spliced from 5 exons. Gene Ontology annotation, molecular function: deubiquitinase activity. NCBI's taxonomy places the organism in Eukaryota, Metazoa, Chordata, Lepidosauria, Squamata, Varanidae. Bases 1 to 594 code for a protein of 197 amino acids. Gene Ontology annotation, biological process: protein deubiquitination. The record is from RefSeq and is a predicted model, not a curated record.
AUGUACAGCAGUCCCAUAUGUGAGAACUCGGUCACCACAAAAUAUUGGAUAAAUGAAUACACCUCCACCUUGGGUAUUGGCGUCUUCCACUCUGGAAUUGAGAUCUAUGGCAGAGAGUUUGCCUACGGAGGGCACCCUUAUACCUUCAGUGGGAUUUUCGAAAUCACACCGGGCAGUGCAGUAGAGCUUGGCGAGACCUUUAAAUUCAAAGAAUCUAUUGCCUUGGGCACCACAGACUUCACAGAAGAGGAUGUGGAUAAAAUCAUGGAGGAACUGGGCAAGGAGUACAAGGGCAAUGCCUACCACCUCAUGCACAAGAACUGCAACCACUUCUCAGCUGCUCUGGCAGAGAUCCUGUGUGGGAAGGAAAUCCCGCGUUGGGUGAACCGCUUGGCCUACUUUAGCUCCUGUAUUCCAUUCCUGCAAAGUUGCCUCCCCAAGGAAUGGUUGACUCCAGCUGCGCUGCAAAGCCACAUCAGCCUCGGCCUCCAUAAGGAAGAGCAGGGAGACGCUACUGACGAGGAGUCCCCGUCCACGUCCGCAGCAGCUUCUGCCUCCGGCCCUUCGCGAACCUGCAGGCAUACGAGGGUCUGA